AUAAGAGGGGGCCCUGCGCCCCCAUUGGCCCCCACAGUGAGCCUAUAGCAUAGAACAGACCGGCGCUCCGCUGCGCGCACACACACACACACACACACGCUCGUCUGGCUGUCCGUCACCCCAGCAGCCUGGUAUCAUCGAGACGACUACGACGCAUCUGAGCCGGCACACCAUCACACGAGGUUCCACAACCGAGCGAGAUGAAUCUGGAGGCGCCCAAGGCUGAGAUCAAGUCGGCCACCCGGGUCAGCGGGGGCCCCGCCACGCCGCGCAAGGGGCCCCCCAAGUUCAAGCAGAGGCAGACGCGUCAGUUCAAGAGCAAGCCUCCGAAGAAGGGAAUCCAGGGCUUUGGUGACGAUAUCCCUGGAAUGGAGGGCUUAGGCACAGACAUCACCGUCAUUUGCCCCUGGGAGGCCUUCAAUCACCUGGAGCUGCACGAGCUGGCCCAGUACGGCAUCAUCUGAGCCCCUGCGGCCUCAAGGCGCCUGCCUCAGGCUCCAUCUCCCAGCGUCGAACGGGACCAGACAAACGACCACGACGAACUGGAACAAACACACACAAACAAAAAAGAGAAAAAGAUUCUAUAACAAAAAAACAACUUUCUGUCGUAUGACGCUGGAUUCUCCUUCUUCUUCUUCUUCUGCAGCUCACACACACACCAUCAGCUCACGUCUACGAUCUGUCGUCUCACUAGAUCUGCACCAGCGGCAUUUUCUCUCUUCUUGCUUUCCCUUCCACUUGAUUCUUCUUCUCUGACGAACCAAACACGAGACAUGAAGCAGGGCAGAUCUGAAGCCUCACGUGCGAGUUUCAGGAGACAAGCCUGUGAACGUGGGCGAGUUCCCACUUCCUGUGCCCCAGCGCCUCUGUCACCGUCUCCAGAGGCCUUUUCCAUCGACACUGAACAUAUUGAUAAGUCAAAUGUCUUCUGCAGCGUCUGGACACCAACAUUUCUCACUCUGCACCAGGACACGUCAAAUGACCUUCACCCAUUUUUCCCCUCUCCCUCUAAAUCUUCCUGUUAUUUUAAUCUCUGUAGGUGUUUGUAGUGUACAUGAUCUUUGACUUUAUUUUAUUUUUUUGACACAAUUAGGACAAGACACACUUUUAAGCGACAUGUGAUUUAAAAGAGAAAAGUAUUUUAUUUGCCGACACUAACAAAGCAUCUGAGCAGGGAAACUUAUUUUCCACCGUGUUUCCUUGUUUUAACAUUAGUUUCAGAUCUCCCUUGUAUCAUAUUAAUGUAUAUGAAAAUGUGUUUUUUAAUGUUUAUGCUCAUAAAUCCACACGACACAGGCCACCUGUGUGUUUAUGUUUGUGUUUUUAGGCUCAUUAUUUUAUCUGUCAUUUGUUCAUGUGGAACAUCUUCAUCCAUCAUAUUUUCUUUAAAUCUCUGCGUUCUCAUCUUCAUCGAUCGCUCGUCGUGUUCAUGUCACACCUCAAAUUGCACUGAGCUUCCCAGACUGUGAUGUAAUCUCUGUCAUACUGACUUUAUCUCUCAUAAAUUGAUAACUUUGCCCAGGUGAUAAACGCUGAUUAUGUUUCCAGUGACUGUAUUGCAGGAUGGCAGAGGAGUGUUUCAGCACACGCACACACACACACACACACACACACACACACACACACACACACACAGAACUGAGGAGAUGUGUCAUGGAGCUUUGUCCACUCUACAGGAUGAGAGGGAAAAAUAAAGCAUUAAAAAAAAUGGAAAAUAGAAACGGUGACCGAGUGAGUCAGUCGUCUGAAAGUGUAUCACCGUUUUUCUUUGUUUGCUGACACACUAUUCUCAGAUUUAUUAAGAGU
Molecule: messenger RNA, 1806 nt
Organism: Scophthalmus maximus (turbot)
Lineage: Eukaryota; Metazoa; Chordata; Actinopteri; Pleuronectiformes; Scophthalmidae
Gene: pde6gb
Product: phosphodiesterase 6G, cGMP-specific, rod, gamma, paralog b
Exons: 4
Coding region: 201-464 (87 amino acids)
Biological process (GO): visual perception; positive regulation of epidermal growth factor receptor signaling pathway; positive regulation of G protein-coupled receptor signaling pathway
Cellular component (GO): photoreceptor outer segment membrane
Molecular function (GO): cGMP binding; 3',5'-cyclic-nucleotide phosphodiesterase activity
Source: RefSeq, a predicted model, not a curated record